AUGGUCUACUAUGUCCGGUUCCUGAAGACACCCCGGAUUCAGCCGCAGAAAGGCGCGCUCUUCAUCACCGCUCUGAUCUGCAUCACCACCGAUCUGGGCGAUUCAUUUCUGGCCGAAGAUGUAGAGUUGUCCGUGACCGCCUGGGAACAAAGUGGGAUCUCUCAUGAAAAGAAGACCACAUGGAAUGCCUAUCAUCGUGAACUGCCGAUAACUCUCGGCCCUCUCCCGGCUAGUCUGGCCAGACUGGCCGAGAAGACCUUGGUCUUGACAGUCAAUUCUGCACGGCCAGAGCCCGAACAGAGCACGAGUACUUCAGAGUCCUUUCCAUUGCCAUUGGUGAUGGGGGCAACGAGCGCACCCUUUGGCCCUCACUCCCCAGCCGACAAGCUUGUGCAGCGACAUAUCACCGCCUCUGGAUUAAGGCUGAAUGUGUGGGAAGAGACCGGAAAUAGCAUUGCCCGGCACAUUUGGGAUGCGGGAUUCGCAAGCGUUAUAUACAUUCACCGGAUUCUGUCAGAUCUAUCGCGUGGAGCCCCAGACAGCAAAGGCAGGUCCCAAAUGCCCGCCCUGCACCACGUUCUCACGCGCAACUCGUCCAUCCAGGUGGUCGAGCUCGGUGCCGGAUGUGGGAUCGUGGGCAUUGGCUUGGCGCAGAUGGUUCCGCACUGUUCGGUCUUACUCACGGAUCUCCCCGAGGUCGAGGAGAUUAUAACGCGCAAUAUGAAUGCUGCCCGGCCAGCCCCCCAGUCCCGCCUUAGGUAUCAAAAUUUGGACUGGGAGCAGCCCCUGGACCACCUGGGUUCCCUCGACCUGAUCCUGGUCUCGGAUUGCACCUACAACGCCGACAGCUUGCCCGUGCUGGUCUCUUGUCUGGACCGAUUGGUUCAGGCAUCCCCAGGUGCUCUUGUUCUGGUGUCGCUGAAGAGACGGCAUGACAGCGAAACGGUAUUUUUCGAUCUCAUGCAGACUGCGGGAUUUACCUCGGCGCGGGAGCAUCUUGCGCUUCCUGCACAACAUGAGCAGGUGGAUGAGAUUGAAUUCUACUGUUUUAGCAGAUAG
Molecule: messenger RNA, 1059 nt
Organism: Penicillium egyptiacum
Lineage: Eukaryota; Fungi; Ascomycota; Eurotiomycetes; Eurotiales; Aspergillaceae
Source: the annotation of a GenBank genome assembly